Molecule: messenger RNA, 4984 nt
Organism: Amoebophrya sp. A120
Lineage: Eukaryota; Dinophyceae; Syndiniales; Amoebophryaceae
Source: the annotation of a GenBank genome assembly
CAAAAGUAAGUUUACUGAGACGAAGUUUAUAAAAACUGAUUUUCCUCAACAUCAUUCUCAACUUUCUUGUCCACUGGGUCGUGCUGACUCGUAGCGUCAAUCAAAAGGAAGGGAUAAAAUCAUUUCACCCGUGUUUGCAUAAAGUAGAAGGAACUACCUUGAAACAAGAAGUAACCUUGUGCUACCCUUGGUAAGUAUACCGAGCCUGAUAGUGCCACAAAGCUCACAUAGACUACACUCUGUGUUGUAUCCUGUUUUCCUCCUAUUGCACUUUGACCGAAGUACCAACAAAAGUGCUCAUCUUGUAAAAAAAUCAAAUUUUCACCCGCGGUAGAAAAACUCAACCAUAACUAUCUAGACGUCUCGCUGUGUAUGUAAGUGUACAUACCUCCCCGUCAAAAUAAAGUUACAACUCUCGUUCUCUCCCUGGUGGUGACAGAGAUCGCAUAGACCUCUGCCUGCUCCCCCCAAAAUUUUUGAAAUCAAGAAAACAGUUUUAGUUUGAAUUCCGCAAAGAGUCUCCCCUCGUUUUUUGCGUUUUUUGUAAAAACGUAACAACCACAAUCGAAAAUGACUGCUAUCGUGCUCGGUGGUGGUUUGUCCGGUAUGGCUGCGGCCAAUACCGUUAUGGAAAACGGCGGCAAGGUUGUGCUGCUGGACAAGUCCGCGUUCUGCGGUGGUAACUCGACCAAGGCCACCAGUGGAAUCAACGGGGCUAACACCAAGGUAUUAAUACAACACACUUGGGAUUUAUUCACUUGGAUUUUGUUCGGGAAUUUGCAUGUCUCAUUCAAACUGCAAGCUUACGCUUGCAAUUUAAGAUGUGAAACCAAGAUGAUGGAUCAAGUCUGUCAUGCCUAAACCACUUACCAAUACCACUACAGACCCAACGCGCCAAUGGAAUUGAGGAUUCCGUGGAGCUGUUUACCAACGAUUGCUUGAAGGGUGGUGCGAAGAAGCCGGAGUUGGUCAAGGUAUAAUAUGUGACUUUUGCAAUACAACUUUGAGCUCUCAUUAGUCAUAUGCAUUCCAAACUUGAACUUUUACAGAACAGCUACGACAACGCAUCAUGCAAAAUUCUGCAAUACAAAAAAAGGUCCUCGCCGAAAAUUCUGGUCCGGAUUGCGACUGGUUGAUGGACGUGUUCGGUCUGGACCUCUCUCUGGUCGCCCGUCUGGGUGGUCACUCCGCCCCGCGUACCCACCGUGGUAAGGAGCGCUUCCCGGGUAUGACCAUCACCUACGCCUUGAUCCAGAUGGUGGAAAAGAUCGCGGAGAAGACCAACGGUUCGGUGGCGAAGGUCGUCACCAAGGCCAAGGCCACGAGCCUGAUCUUCCAGGGAGGAAAAGUGAUCGGCGUCAACUACGAAAAGGGUGGCUCCAUGCUGAAGGAAAUGGGACCGGUCAUCAUCGCCACCGGCGGGUUCGGCGCCGACUUUUCCCAGGACUCUCUGCUGGCCAAGUACCGCCCGGACUUGAUGCACUUGCCCACCUCGAAUGGCGAGCACUGCACCGGUAGUUUAGAUUUCUAGCUCGUCUGCUGUACAACCUUAAGAGAAUGAUGAUCGUUAUUUUUGAAGAUGGGUGUUCAUCUACUGCUCAUCCUAGUAGAAUAAAAACAAAACCAUCAAAUCCGCAGGUGACGGUAUCAAGAUGGGUGAAGCCAUUGGUGCGCGGACCAUCGAUCUGGAGUGGGUGCAGGUCCACCCGACCGGUUUGGUGAACCCCAAGGAUCCGGAUGCGAAGGUGAAGUUCUUGGCCGCCGAGGCGCUGCGUGGUGUCGGUGGUUUGAUCUUCGAUGCAGAUGGCAACCGGUUCGCCAACGAGUUGGGUCGCCGCGACUACGUCACCGGAGAGAUGUGGAAGAACAAGGGACCCUUCCGUCUGUGCUUGAACAAGGUAAAACUGUAAAUACAUUUUAUGUGCAAUUUGCGGGCAUGCAUGAUCAGUGCCUCUCCAUUAACAGUCAGAAAAAUGCCAUCACGCUUGAACACCUCUCUCCAAAAACACAAGCGUAGUAAACAUCAAAACCACCUCCAACUAAAACCUCAGGCUGCCUCCGAAGAAAUCAUCUGGCACUGCAAGCACUACACCGGGCGUGGCGUGAUGAAGUUCUACGAAUCUGGUGCCGCUCUCGCGAAGGACCUCGGUGUUCCGGUGGAGCGCAUGGCUGCCGCGCAUGAGGCCCACUACCAGGCUGCGUUGAAGAUGGAGAAGGACCCGGAUGGUGGCCCGUUCCCGGCCUACCCCAGCGGCAAGACCUGGGACGAGCCGUCCGGCAAGACCGGGUCGGGGAAGAAGUUCUUCCACAACAUCAUCCCGGGCUCGCAGUUCGCCUCCGAACCGUUUUACGUCGCGAUCAUCACCCCGAUCAUCCACUACUGUAUUCGUUUUAUCUUUUUGAUAAAUCUAUAAGCUGUAGUUUCUUGCUUUGCAGGGGUCUACUGAGUUGUUGUGUGAAUCGCUGACGCUAGUAGCUUCAGAUCAUUCUUGUGAAGAUCCUUUCACCAAGAAGCGGGAGUUUCUGUCCGAGAUGUUUUUAAAAAAAUGUCAGGUAUGGGCGGUUUGGAAAUCACGACGUCCUCCGAGGUGGUUGGCGCGGGCGGAAAAGUCAUCCCGGGUCUGUACGCGGCCGGCGAGGUGAUGGGCGGCGUCCACGGAAACAACCGGUUGGGCGGCAACUCGUUGCUGGACUGCGUCGUGUACGGUCGCGUGGCCGGCAAGGCGUGCUCGCAGUACAUGCUCGGCGCCGCCAUGAAGAAGACGUCGCUGAUGGAGUUGUCGGGCGGCGGCAUUUAUCCCGUGAAAAAGUAUCGUACUCGUUGUACUCAUUCAUUGCAGUCAUGCAUGGCAAAUGUUUUUUCUAGGCUAAAUUAGCAUUACAGACUGCAGGAGCUGCACUGCAAAUGAUCACGCUGACAAAAUAAUUUGUGACGCAAUUCUCACUACCACUAGUACGAUACUUUUGCAAUGCAUAGCAUCGCGGGCGGCGGCACCCAGAAGUCUGCUCUGUCCGGUGGGAGCUACGAGGACGCCCCGGGCGCUCCGACCGAGGGUAACUCCAAGUUGACCUUGGAAGAGGUCGCGAAGCACAUAUCGAAUGCAAAUAUGUUUUCCCAGUCUGGAACACGUGAACUUGUUGUAUUGCGUGUCUUACAUUUGUUCUGGAUGAAAAGUUGUAUUGCAUGACCGACAAGAGCAGCGGAGCUUCUGUUUGCAAUUGAAAUUAUGCGUAUUGCCACGCAUAAGCGAGCGUGGAAAACACUUGUCAUGCUCGGAUGCUGCGAUUGGAAAUGCAAGUGUUUGUCUCAUUCACGGUUCUGCAUCACAAGCUUCCAAACUGAGACAUUUUUGCAGUCGAUACCCCACCACCAAGGACGACUGCUGGGUUGUGGUGAACGGACAGGUGCUGGAUGUGACCAAGUUUCUCCCCGACCACCCCGGGGGCGCGCUGGCCAUCCUGACCUUCGCCGGAAAGGAUGCAACCGAGGAGUUCAACAUGAUCCACCCGGCGGACGUGAUCCAGAAGUACGCCCCGGACGCGGUAUUGGGUCCCUUGGCCGGCUCCGCGCAGAAGGCAACAGCGGCGGUUGCCACCACCGGUGCUGUGGCCGAGACCGCAAAGCCCGGCAAGGUGCCCAAUGGCUUGGCGGCGCUUACCCUCGCGAAUAUGGUCGAGUUGAUCUGCUGCAAGCCCUACGGGUUCUACAAGUAAUCGAAGAACAGGUCGUGAAAGAAUUUUUACGAAUGGGUUUUCUGCUACAAAGAUUACGAAAUAACAAUGGCCAUGUGCAUAACUUCGAAGUAAGAAAAGCAAGUUUUGACAAAUCCAAACUUUUCGGAAAAAUGCGGGCGGACUGUAGGAUGUUACGUUUUCCUCCCCAGGUAUCUGAUGAUGAAAUCUGGGUACUUACAAAUAACGGAGAACAGUCGAUCUUUGACUUCUAUGCGACCGGCGAAAAAUUCAACCUGUAAUAUACACUUUAUUUUCCACAGUGGAAAUUAAGAUUUCCAUUUUAAUUACCAUCAAUCUCGUUUGUUUUGGGUUUUGAAGUCGAAUGUUUCUAUUUCUUUCUUAACUGUUACUAGAGUUCUGAUGUUCAUCUCUCCAUCGGAGAGUGAACAAGAACGACGAGGAGGAUCAUGCAGGAGAACCUGUAGAAUAACACAAUGGACGACGAGAAAAAGGUCCGCAUUUUUGCGUGGCCUACUUCUGUUGAAAUUUUCAGAUUUUCUUCUAGCCGUCGUGUGAGUGUCCAAAAGUAUCUAUUCCGAGAACUACGAAAAAAGCACAAGGAGCUUUUAUUAAGUACUGCGGUGAGGACAGAUAAACAUAAAGUUACUCAGAUUCAUUACCAUUACUACUAGACAGACUCCACUUCUAGCACGUUGUGCAGGCAAUUAUUGUCAUUUUAAUAUUUUCGUCAAGUGCUAGUCAAGAUUGAGAAGCAGACAUUCUCGUUCAGCAAAACAAGAAGUAUCAUAAGUAGAUACUGUGUUUAGAAGAAAUUAGUCCUCUAUACCAAAGAAUUUACCCGAUAAUAAGUAUAUAGAAGAGUCAGUGGCAGAAGAAGUCUUCAGAUACUUCUAACAGUGUCCGACUAGUAAGAGUCUAGCUUCAUCUUCGCCUAUUCUACUCCUGGGAGAAAAACUUUUAUAAAUAAGGAAAAGAUUGUAGCUGCUACUUGCUAGUAAAGUAUGUUUAGAUGCAGUGGCAUCUUCGAAGGAUGAUUCACAUCUGGAUCUACUUCCCCACUCGACAAAAAUCGUAAGUUUCAGAUAGGCUUUGUGCAAGAAAUUUGGUGGCUUUUUUUUGCGAGUGUUCCUCCGAAACAAACAACGUCAAUAUGCUCGCAAAUACUCGGUUUGGUGUUUUAUUUGUUGCAUCGAGAGAGUCUUGGGACUCGACUACAACAUCUGUAUCUGCAUUUCGUGAGAGAGAGGGAGAGGGAGUGCAUUUUUUUACGAAGAUUGGUAAUGUGGAC